ACCAAACAUCACUCAUUAUUGACAGCCAGAACGCACACGCUCUUACAGCCAGUAACUUUAUACUCACAUUCACACCAACUUACACACGACCAAACCGCAAUCAUGGGCGUCGUCUCGGCCAUCUUUCUCGUCCUCAUCACCAUCCUCUUCCCUCCCAUCGGUGUCUGGGCCGUUGCAGGAUGUGGAAUGGAUCUGUUCAUCAACAUCUGCCUGACCAUUCUGGGCUACAUACCGGGUCAUAUCCACGCAUUCUACAUCGAGUACGUGUAUUACGAUCGCCGCGAGCAGGCGCGCGAGGGGCGAUUUGCAACUGGACCAGCGCCGGGCGUGUACUCGGAUAAUGUACAGACGGGAGGCCAGGGCUACGGCACGAUGGCUCAUCCCACGGCUUGA
Messenger RNA from Fusarium keratoplasticum, 393 nucleotides. RefSeq lists its product as uncharacterized. The record is from RefSeq and is a predicted model, not a curated record. The coding region runs from base 103 to 393 and encodes 96 amino acids. The transcript has 3 exons. Gene Ontology annotation, cellular component: membrane. Lineage: Eukaryota; Fungi; Ascomycota; Sordariomycetes; Hypocreales; Nectriaceae.